Thunnus maccoyii (southern bluefin tuna) is the source of this 3082-nucleotide messenger RNA. RefSeq names its product kelch-like family member 26 (gene klhl26). The coding region runs from base 357 to 2171 and encodes 604 amino acids. NCBI's taxonomy places the organism in Eukaryota, Metazoa, Chordata, Actinopteri, Scombriformes, Scombridae. The record is from RefSeq and is a predicted model, not a curated record. The transcript has 3 exons. Gene Ontology annotation, molecular function: protein binding.
GGGAUUUUUAAGUAGGCUGAAUGAAUACUUCUUUUUAACAAUGGUUGGCGACCCAUUUGGACCAACUGGUCAGCCUCCCAGCAUCCAUAGGAACCUAUAUACCUGUGGACAUGUCACUGUGGCGCCGCCCAGUGGUGAGAAGCAGUCAUUGCAGAGGGAGGACGGGUAGGCAACAGCCGGUAGGAGAGGUCAUCACCGUUCACCACAAUCCCUGGGAAGAGGCGGUUGUUGUCAGUUCACGCCUGGAUAACAGGCUGUGUCAGUACUUUUAUAACGCCAUGAGCAGGCCAAUUGUGCCGCUGACCUUCUGGUAAUAUUCCUGAAAAUGCCCCAUGCGUGUUUCUCUGUGCUAGAAGAUGGCGGAGUCGGAUGGUGGGGAUUUUGCUUCGAAACAGCUGCAGAACAGUAUGGCUAACAAGAAUAGCACCCUGCGCUGUACAUUCUCAGCCCCGAGCCACAGUGCCACCCUCCUCCAGGGCUUGUCGGUCUUGCGGGCUCAGGGUCAACUACUUGACGUCGUGCUGGCCAUCAAUGAGGAGCGCUUCCAGGUCCACAAAGCAGUGCUGGCCGCCUGUAGUGAUUACUUCAGAGCAAUGUUUACCGGAGGCAUGAGGGAGUCAAAUCAAGAUACCAUUGAGCUGAGGGGUUUGUCUGCCCGAGGACUAAAGCAUAUCAUUGACUUUGCCUACAGUGCAGAAGUCACUUUAGACCUGGACUGCAUUCAAGAUGUCCUCGGAGCAGCUGUCUUUCUCCAGAUGGUUCCUGUUGUGGAGCUCUGCGAAGAGUUCCUCAAGUCCGCGAUGAGCGUGGAGACCUGCCUGCACAUCGGCCAGAUGGCCACCACUUUCAGCCUGUCUUCCCUCAAGGAGUCAGUAGACGCCUUCACAUUUCGCCACUUCCUCCAAAUUGCAGAGGAGGAGGACUUUCUGCACAUUCCCAUGGAGCGCCUCGUCUUCUUCCUGCAAAGCAACAAACUGAAGAACUGUAGUGAGAUCGACCUCUUCCAUGCCGCCAUCAGAUGGCUCCAGUAUGAUGAGUCUCGGCGGGCUCAAGCCAGCAGUGUCCUCUGCCAUGUGCGUUUCCCACUCAUGCACUCGUCUGAACUGGUGGACAGUGUUCAGACGGUGGAAAUCAUGGUGGAGGAUGUGCUGUGCCGCCAGUAUCUCCUCGAGGCCUUCAAUUACCAGAUUCUUCCCUUCCGACAGCAUGAGAUGCAAUCGUCACGGACACUCAUUCGUUCUGACGUCAUGUCACUCAUCACCUUUGGGGGAACGCCCUACACUGACAAUGAUCGCACCGUGAGCACCAAGGUGUACUAUCUCCCUGACAUCGCCUCCCGCCAGUUCAAAGAGCUGACAGAGAUGGAGACAGGGUGCAGCCAUGCUUGUGUUGCCGUGCUUGAUAACUUUGUUUACAUUGUCGGUGGACAGCACUUACAGUACCGCAGUGGUGAAGGAGCAGUAGACAGCUGUUUCCGCUAUGAUCCACACCUGAGCCAGUGGCUGCGCAUCCAAUCCUUGCAGGAGGCACGAAUCCAGUUUCAGCUCAAUGUGUUGCAUGGACAGCUCUACGCCACUGGAGGGCGCAAUCGAUCUGGCAGUCUGUCAUCCGUAGAGUGUUACUGCCCAAAGAGGAAUGAGUGGACAUAUGUAGAACCAUUAAAACGUAGGAUAUGGGGUCAUGCUGGGACUCCCUGUGGAGAAAAGCUUUAUAUCUCAGGAGGUUAUGGUGUCUCAUUGGAUGACAAGAAAACUCUUCACUGCUACGACCCAGUAUCCGACCAGUGGGACUUCAGAGCUCCCAUGAAUGAACCCAGAGUGCUGCAUGCCAUGAUCAGUAGCAGGGAUCGGGUUUAUGCUCUUGGCGGUCGCAUGGACCAUGUGGACCGUUGUUUUGAUGUGCUGGCAGUCGAGUAUUACAAUCCAGAGAACGACCAGUGGACGACCGUCAGUCCAAUGAGAGCAGGGCAGUCUGAGGCUGGCUGCUGCUUACUGGACAGGAAGAUCUACAUCGUCGGAGGCUACAACUGGCAUCUGAACAACGUCACAAGCAUCGUUCAGGUGUACAACACAGAGACAGAUGAGUGGGAGAGGGAUUUGCACUUCCCAGAGUCCUUUGCUGGCAUUGCUUGUACACCAAUUAUACUUCCACAAAACACCACACAACGUUAACCAUCUGACCCGGCGACUGUGAAGAUCUGAUUCCAUGUGCUCUUUGUGCCGACUAUUAGGUCAAGGUGUAAACAUCAUGUAAGCUACUGGUGUGUGUGUGUGCAUGUGUGUGUGUGCUCAUGUGAGAGAAUGACCUGAAAAGCUACUAAGCAGCAUUACUUUGAAUGAUGUAUUAUUUUCUGUCCUCACAUUGGGUAAGGUACGUUUAAUCACCCAACAGACCUUCAUGAAAAUGAUUAAAUUUGGAUUUGGAACUAACAUUUUGUCCAAAAACUCUUAAGGGUCUUAUGUUAAGAAACUUUCGACAGUUUUGUGUCAGUAUUUGACCAACACAAUUUAAAAGCCAAAAAUGAGAAAUCAGAAAAGUCCUGCUAUGAUAUCUUCUGUCUUUGUGAUUAUCGUACACUUGCCCAUUUGGAAAUUUUAAGAUUACUGGCAAACUAACUUAAAUGAUACCAGACUUCUCUUCCAUACUAGUAUUACCAACAUUAAUAGCAGUUUAUAUUACAUACUUAAUAUGAUUCAAUCUGUGUUAUGUUAUUACCAGUCAAGGGCUUAAGUUACAGACUGUACAAAUAGCCUUUUUUUGAUUUUAUCCUUUAUCAGCAUAGGUGGCACCUGUUACAAAAAGUGGCUUUUUGCUGUGCAAAGGUAUUAACUGGCUCAACUGUUAAAAUGUUGUACAUUUUUAUUGUGCAGGAUUUUAGCUGUUAUCCUUUUUUUUUAUUUUUUUUUUGCUCUUUUAAUUCUUGUAAUAUUUUCUUUGUCAUAAUUUUAUUAUUCAAACAAUCAAGAACACAACUAACUAAAAGAUCUCUUCGUUUUAUGUGUGUGUCUCCUCAAAUCUACCUGUCAAUGCACAGUAAUGAUUGCACAAAUAAACACGAGUAGUGGAUGUUUUUAACUUUGAA